Messenger RNA from Mizuhopecten yessoensis (Yesso scallop), 1906 nucleotides. Its product is annotated as hatching enzyme-like. Gene Ontology annotation, molecular function: zinc ion binding; metalloendopeptidase activity. Gene Ontology annotation, cellular component: extracellular matrix. The record is from RefSeq and is a predicted model, not a curated record. Bases 189 to 1808 code for a protein of 539 amino acids. NCBI's taxonomy places the organism in Eukaryota, Metazoa, Mollusca, Bivalvia, Pectinida, Pectinidae. Gene Ontology annotation, biological process: extracellular matrix organization; proteolysis; collagen catabolic process. The transcript has 11 exons.
CUUUCGCGUACGAUGAUGAAGCUGUAUUUAUAAUCCGGACAUAUCUUAGCCGGGGAUAUAAAAGACAAAAGCCUAUGAAGUAGUCUGAAAGACGUGCACCAGCAACCGAUCAGAACUGAAUUUUAGACUCAACAUAUAUACAUUAGUAUAACUAGAAAGUAGAAAGUGUGUUUUUCUCUGUGGUAGAAAUGUGGCUAGAAUUAAGGCUUGUCAGUGUGUUUGUCAUUGCUAGUGUGAUUGUAUCGUUAGUAAGUUGUCACUCAUUAAAUACAAACAGAGAGAAGAGACAGACAAAUGUCAUCGACGUUCCUCCGGUGGAAUAUCUUCGCCGGUAUGGGUAUUUACGGGACCAUUACUACACCAGCAAUGUCGCCCCGAAUUCCGAGGAGUUGACAGAGGCAUUUAAAAUUUACCAAAAUUAUCUUCGACUGCCCAUCACCGGAUCCGUGAAUCCAGAUACACAAUCUGAGAUGAACAAACCGCGAUGCGGUUGUAACGACGUGUUUGCCAUUUGGAUGAACCAGACCACUCAGGAUCGGGUUAAACGAUUUGCUCGCUACACACCUGUUAACUUCAACGCACGAAGAGGUUGGAGAAGGACGGACCUAACAUGGCAGCUGUUAGGAUCUACCCGGGCACGCAUUCCGUCGUCCGUCGUCAGGUCGGAGAUACGGAGAGCAUUUGCUCUAUGGGCAGCAGAAACACCAUUAACAUUUAGGGAAGUCAACAGUAAUCCCGACAUUGAAAUUGACUUCAAUGUAGGUGCGCAUGGCGAUGGCAGUCCGUUUGAUGGCCCAAGUGGAGUACUUGCACAUGCCUUUUUCCCUGAAUUAGGUACCACUCACUUUGACGAUCGGGAACAAUGGACAACAAACUCGACAACAAGGAGCGGAAUAGACCUGUUUAUCGUGGCAGCUCACGAGUUUGGCCACGCUCUCGGUCUGGACCACUCCAAUGUUCGUGACGCUCUCAUGUUCCCGACCUAUCUAGGUUACAUUCCAGACUUCAAACUAAACACGGACGACAUCCGAGGAAUCCGGAGUAUAUAUGGAGGCCCCCCUACUCCCCGGACAACUCGAGCACCGACUAUCCCUACCACCCGUCCUACUACUCGCGCCACUACCCGGCCAACCCGUCGACCUACAACCCUUAGACCACGUCCAACAGUACCAACAACCGUCCCAUUUCAAUGCCGGAGGACUUUCGGAGCAGCUUUUGAAGAUGACAACGGUGAUUUGAUGAUGAUCCGAGGCAUUUUCCUAUACCGUAUCCCAGUAUAUGACCCACGAACUGGAUCUGCAGUCGUAAGUCGAGCAUCGAAUAUGUUUCAGCGUGUGAUGUCAUUUCCGGAUGCAAUUUUCCAGGUCCCGGGUUCCACUUACGUCAUCAGAAGAAGAAGAGUACAACAGUUUUCUCGUCCUGAUGGAACGUUACUUGGCCGCAGAGACCGGGUGGCCGACACGUGGAAUGGAUUAGGAGGAUUACCUAGAGGAGCGAGAAUUACAGCCGCCGUAGCCAUUACCCAGAAUGAGGUCCUGCUGUUUGGACGAUUCCGAGGACAAGGAUACGUGUGGGAAUAUGAUGUUUUCAACAAGGAUAUCAUACAGUCCUCAAUGACGUUAAUGCAGGAAGCUUUCCCAGGAAUACCUCCGAUUGUGGACAUGGCCUUGUCACGUGAUCCAAUCGAAAUUAUAUUCGUCGCAGGACAAGAGUACUUCCGAUAUGACACAGAGUCUCAAGAAGUUGCGGGGCCAUUUGCCUUCGCACCAGCUUUCGUUGGAGGGCCAUGCGGAAGUGAAGAGAUAUAGAGAUGGUUUUUACAUAACGGACAGUCGAAAGUGUGUUACUCAAAAUUAGCACAUAUGUUUUUAACGUAUUUUUAUUUCAGUAAACUCUUUGUUUUAAA